CGCUCCAUAGCACUUAAACCCAACACGGAAGUGUAUGAGGAAGCGACAGACAAAAACAAGAGAUAGCCGUGCUACCUCGGGAUAAAAAAAAACAUGAUUACGAAUGUUGUGGUUAGUUUAUAAUAUGAAAAUCUUUUUCGUGACCUAGAAACACGUCCCUCUUUUGUGCCAUUUGGUUAUGUAAACCAUGAAAGACAUAGUUUAACGGUUUACAUUCCUAGAAACCCUGAGUUCAGGUAACUGGCCUACGCCCCUGCGUCAAAAGUGGAAAAAUGUCAACUGAGGAGGGUGGAGAAGGCAAAAAUGGUCCACCUGUGGCCAUGUCGCCUGAAAGAAUGGCUACUGACAAAAGCAGAGAAACCCAGAACCACGGUGGCGUUCAGACAACAGAAGGCACCGCAGACACCAGCACAACAGCAAAAAACUUGGCUUUGCUUAAAGCACAUUCUCUGGAUGUGAAGUUCGACGUCGGAGAGGAGUAUGAUAUUAUAGAAACCAUCGGCACCGGGGCCUAUGGUGUGGUUUCAUCUGCCAGGAGACGGGACAAUGGACAGCAGGUGGCGAUAAAGAAAAUCUCCAAUGCUUUUGAAGUGGUGACAAAUGCCAAACGCACAUUGCGAGAGCUGAAAAUUCUCAAGCACUUCAAACAUGACAACAUUAUCGCCAUCAAAGACAUCCUCCAGCCUAACCUUCCCCACUCUGCCUUCAAGUCUGUGUAUGUGGUGCUGGACCUCAUGGAGAGUGACUUGCACCAGAUCAUACACUCUGCCCAGACGCUCACCUCAGAGCACACGCGCUACUUUCUGUACCAGCUCCUCCGUGGCCUUAAGUAUGUGCACUCUGCCAACGUCAUCCACCGUGACCUCAAACCCUCCAACCUGCUGGUGAACGAGAACUGUGAGCUGAAAAUCGGUGACUUCGGCAUGGCGAGGGGUCUAAGUUCACACCCUGAGGAGUCUCAUUCCUUCAUGACUGAAUAUGUGGCGACUCGAUGGUACCGUGCCCCUGAACUCCUGCUGUCUCUGAAUCACUACAGUUUGGCCAUUGACUUGUGGUCUGUGGGUUGCAUCUUUGCGGAAAUGUUGGGGCGUAAACAACUUUUCCCUGGGAAGCACUACGUCCACCAGCUGCAGCUCAUUUUGUCAGUGUUAGGCACACCUCCUGAGCUGUUGAUUGGUGCUAUUAGGGCUGACAGAGUACGCUCCUAUGUUCAGAGUCUUCCAUCACGGUCCGCUGUGCCUUUGGCCAAACUGUUCCCACAAGCUGAACCAGAGGCUUUGGACUUGCUGGCAGCUAUGUUGCGCUUUGACCCUCGUGAAAGAAUCAGUGUGACUCAAGCACUGGAGCACCCUUACCUGGCCAAGUACCACGACCCAGAUGAUGAGCCGAUUUGCGUGCCAGCUUUUGACUUUGAAUUUGACAAGCUUCCAAUGAACAAGGAACAAAUUAAAGAGGCGAUUUUGAUGGAGAUUCAGGACUUCCAUCAAAAUAAACGGACCUGUCGUCAAAGACUACAGUUCAAGCCCUUGGUGAGGGAGAACGUCAGAGCAACAGCACAAAGCAGUAACCAGUGUAGCACUCAGCCCUCAACUGUUAACCUGAGCAAAUCAACACUGGUUCCAAUGGCACAACAUCCACAAGUAGCACAAGUAAAAUCUCAACAGCAACAAGACCACACACCAGCAAAAGUGAACCACACAUUUACAAAUCAGAUGCAAACACCUCAUGUGACCCAUAAUUUUCCUCUACUCUCUAAAAGUGAAAGUGGCCCAAUUGAUGUGGACAUGCCCAGUGCCAACUCAGACAGCGGUCAGCCAGAGACCAUAGAUUUAACGACACCAGUGUCUAGUCAGGACACUGCAUCAGGAACAAUGAGAGACAGUGAGGCAGAGGAGCAGCUCACCAACAGUCAGGCUCCUCUUACUCAGCCCACCCAGGGCCAGUCCAUGACCCAGACUCCCACCCCUAUUGCUGCAAUACCAGCACAGACCCUGACACCCUUACCCACCACUGUGCCUUCCCUUUCUCUCUCCAUGGCACAGGCCCAGUCCCUGUCUCAGUCCCUUUCACAGUCACUGUCUAAGAACGCCAGGCCUCCUCCAGGUGCAGGAGAGGGAACCAGAAAAGAAGGAGCCAUUUCAGAGGAUACUAAAGCUGCACUCAAAGCAGCUUUAAUGAAAUCAGCUCUCAGAAAUAAAGCCAAGGGUGAUGGAGGCACCCCUGCUCUGGGUAAUGACGCCAGUGCGGGAGGAGGUGCAUCGUGCUCCCUGUCUUCUGUUGCAGAGCCACGUCGGCCUGUCACAGCACAGGAGCGUCAACGAGAAAGAGAAGAGAAACGAAGGAAGAGGCAGGAACGGGCAAGAGAAAGGGAAAGGAAAAUGAAGGAAAAGGAGAGACGAGAGGGAAAGCAGGGGGACUUACUGGGUGGGGUUCUGCUGAGUGACAAUGACAAAAGCCUUUUGCAGCGCUGGACGAAGAUGAUGGACAGAUGCAAUGAGAAAUCACAGAUCCCUAAUAACGAUGGGGUAAAGAAUAAGGACUGUAAUGUGAACUCGCACCAGUGCAUAGUUAUAAGUGAAAAUACUCCAGGAGCACUGAACAAUAAGACAGACAAGGAGGCAAGAAAGCUUCAGUCUCACGAACAGUUAAUCUCUCAAUUAAAAGCUAACCAACAGGGCGUGUUUCAGCCUCCCAACUCACAACAACCAUCAUUACUUUUCUCCAUGAGCCAGAGAAAGCCUCCAGCAGAUAUAGUUGUGGCUGUAAGCGGAGGCAUAGAUAUAAUGACUGUCACCAGUGGCUUUGUUAAGAACAACACACUCAAACCUCACAACGAAAGCAAUGGACAAAGUGGUUUCAACUGUUUGGGGAACUGGACCAGUCAGCAAUUAGAGACAAGGCCACCACAACAGCCACAAGCAAACAGGAAACUGCAGCCUCAGCCGUCCAGCUUUCUUCAGCCCCAGCUCCAACCUCAAACCCAACCUGACCCUCAGCCUCAGUCCCAGCUGCUUCCUCUCGAGACAUAUUUGGCUAAAGCUCCAACACUAAUCACCACAGAGACAAACGGGAACGUGGAUAUUGGAGGCCAAACUAACCUCAACUCCCAGCCUAACCCCCCGACUGCAAGUGCUGGUUCAAUGGAGAAGCUGUGUCCCUCUGUGGGAGAAAAAUCUGAUCCACAGUCUACUAACUCUCUCUGUGGGACAUUAGGGGUCCCCUCGCAGCCUCAUCCCAGUUUAGGAUUCACAGAUACUGGACAGCAAGGACCCUCCACUGCCCCUGACAUCCAUACAGUAACACUGCAGCUCUCAAAGUCCCAGGUAGAGGAUGUUUUACCCCCUGUGUUCUCAGUCACACCUAAAGGCAGUGGGGCUGGGUAUGGUGUGGGCUUUGACCUGGAUGACCUUCUCAACCAGUCUCUCACAGACCUGCAACACUGUGACCGGGACAGUUACGACUCAGCCCCCCUCUCAGCCUCCCUCUUAUCUGACUGGAGCGAGGUUCACCGCAUGACUCCAGCUGAUCUGGAAUCUCUGCAGCAGGAGUUGCAGCUCGGUUCUCCCAUGAUCCUCUCUGAUACCAUUCCUUCUGAUGCCUGACUUUCCUUUCCUGAAAUCUUUAAGACAACCAUUGGACUUGUGUAAAUGUUAGUUUUUUGUUUUUUGUUUUUUGUUUUAGCAUGAAACCCUCAAAUGAAGAUUUGUCAAAUUAAUUUAAAAGCUAGCUUUUUUUUAAUAGGCACUACCAAGCAGUCUUUUUUUUUAAAACCAUUAUUACAUGCUGCGCUUUCUUUAUAAUAAAGAAAACUGUCAUUGCCUG
Messenger RNA from Scatophagus argus, 3822 nucleotides. RefSeq names its product mitogen-activated protein kinase 7 (gene mapk7). The transcript has 7 exons. Gene Ontology annotation, biological process: cell surface receptor signaling pathway; intracellular signal transduction; protein phosphorylation. Gene Ontology annotation, molecular function: ATP binding; MAP kinase activity. Bases 273 to 3602 code for a protein of 1109 amino acids. Lineage: Eukaryota; Metazoa; Chordata; Actinopteri; Scatophagidae. Gene Ontology annotation, cellular component: nucleus; cytoplasm. The record is from RefSeq and is a predicted model, not a curated record.